AUGGUUGUCGUGGGCAACAUCUAUGUGAUCGCGGCCGUCGCCGUCAUUGGCGGCGGUCUCUUCGGUUUCGAUAUCUCGUCCAUGUCGGCGAUCCUCGAAACCCCAGCCUACAAGUGUUAUUUCAACCACGGGCCCAAGGGUCCCCCGUUCAACAAUGAUGACGACUGCAGUGGUCUGAGCUCGUUGUCGCAGGGUGGUGUGACCGCCGCCAUGCCUGGUGGCUCGUGGCUGGGAGCUCUCAUCUCUGGUUUUAUCUCGGAUCGUCUGGGUCGCAAGUAUUCCAUUAUGAUUGGCUGUAUUAUCUGGGUUAUCGGCUCCGCUAUUAUUUGCGCGUCGCAGAACAUGGGCAUGCUGAUUGCUGGUCGUGUGAUCAACGGUCUCGCUGUCGGUAUUGAGUCUGCACAGGUCCCCGUGUAUAUCUCCGAGAUCUCCCCGCCCUCCAAGCGUGGUCGUCUUGUUGGCUCCCAACAGUGGGCCAUUACCUGGGGAAUCCUGAUCAUGUACUAUAUCUCCUUUGGAUGCUCGUACAUCGGCGGCAAGACGUCCAAGGAUUAUAGCGAAUCCGUUUUCCGAAUCCCCUGGGGUGUCCAGAUGGUUCCCGCGGUUCUUCUCUUCCUGGGUAUGAUCUUCUUGCCGGAAUCUCCCCGUUGGCUGGCCCGCAAGGAUCGCUGGGAAGAGUGCCAGUCGGUGCUGGCUCUGGUCCACGGCAAGGGCGACCCCAGCAGUCCGUUUGUGAUUGCCGAGAUGCAGGAGAUUCGUGAGAUGUGCGAAUUCGAGCGCCAGAACAAGGAUGUCUCGUACAUGGAGCUGUUCAGGCCGGGCAUGAUCAACCGGACUGUGAUUGGUAUUUUCACUCAGAUCUGGUCCCAGCUGACUGGCAUGAACGUCAUGAUGUACUACAUCACCUAUGUCUUCUCCAUGGCUGGCUAUGAAGGGGACGCGACCCUGUUGGCUUCGUCGAUCCAGUACAUCAUCAACGUGGUCAUGACCGUGCCCGCCCUGAUCUGGGUGGACCGCUGGGGUCGCCGACCCACGCUCCUGAUCGGUGCCACGUUCAUGAUGAUCUGGAUGUACGCCAACGCCGGUAUCAUGGCCUCAUACGGCGAGGUCGUAGAGGGCGGUAUCAAGGGCGUGGAAGAGGAGUCGAUGCGGUUGACCGGUGCGCCGGCCAAGGGCUUGAUCGCCUGCACGUAUCUCUUCGUCGCCUCAUACGCGCCGUCCUGGGGCCCUGUGUCGUGGGUGUACCCGCCGGAGCUGUACCCGCUGCGUGUGCGCGGCAAGGCCGUGGCGCUGGCCACCUCGUCGAACUGGGCGUUCAACACUGCACUGGGGCUGUUCGUGCCGCCGGCCUUUGCCAACAUCCGCUGGCAAACCUACAUCAUCUUCGGUGUUUUCCUGACCGCCAUGUGGCUGCAUGUGUUCUUCAUGUUCCCUGAGACUGCGGGCAAGUCCCUUGAGGAAAUCGAGCAAAUCUUCGAAGACCCCAACGGCAUCCCGUACAUCGGGACCCCGGCCUGGAAGACUUUCCAUGACACCAAGCGCACGGUGGCCGCCGAAGCCGGUGAUGUCGAGGUCCUGGGUGAGAGACUGGGUGCUGAGAAGCGUGCUACCUCGCACGCCGAGGUUGCCGAGGACUAA
This is a messenger RNA of Penicillium alfredii, 1638 nucleotides long. RefSeq names its product sugar porter family MFS transporter. Gene Ontology annotation, biological process: carbohydrate transport; transmembrane transport. Lineage: Eukaryota; Fungi; Ascomycota; Eurotiomycetes; Eurotiales; Aspergillaceae. The transcript has 4 exons. Gene Ontology annotation, molecular function: carbohydrate:proton symporter activity. Bases 1 to 1638 code for a protein of 545 amino acids. Gene Ontology annotation, cellular component: membrane. The record is from RefSeq and is a predicted model, not a curated record.